CCGCAAAAGCGCACAACAGCUUUUAUUUUUGUCCCCUUCAGAGCCAAGCGAGUGGCGUUUAGCCAAGGUUGGUGGUGUUUUUAGACUUAUGUGCGCUCUUGUAUUUUGAUUUUUUUGUGUGUAUGUGUGUGUUCAAGCCACGUUAUGGGAUUGUUAAAAGGGAAAUCCACGUUGCGCAGAGAUUUUGCGCGUCGACGCCGUUGAGAAAAAACUUGAGGUGUACAGUGAGGAUUAAGAAGAUGGAUUUGCCAUAUGUACUGAAAUACUGAAAUACUGAAAUGUCUGCAGAAGUGGCGCUUUUUGCAAACUGACGCUAAAUUCCAGAUGGGAUGCCUUUAUCUGUGUGAGACCCAAAGACACUGAAGUAUCAUGGCCUUCCUGAUCUUCCCAUCAUCUCCUCCGAACCUGACGGACCACUUCAUGUAUGACAGUUUCAUGCAGGCCAAUGAAACGGACCCUCAAGGGAACACUACGGACUUCAGUUUCACCAGAACCAGCACGGUGGUCAUCACCUGCAUGUACUUUCUGGUCUGCACCGUGGGGCUCUGUGGAAACGCCCUCGUGAUUUACGUCAUCCUACGCUACGCCAAGAUGAAAACCGUCACCAAUAUCUACAUCCUCAACUUGGCGGUGGCUGAUGUUCUCUUCAUGUUGGGCCUUCCUUUCAUCGCUAUCCAGUUGGCGCUCGUCCACUGGCCGUUCGGUCCAGUGCUCUGCAGGGUAGUGAUGACCGUCGACUCCUUGAAUCAGUUCACAUCCAUCUUCUGCCUGAUGGUGAUGAGUAUCGACCGCUACCUGGCUGUGGUGCAUCCAAUCAAAUCUACAAAAUGGCGCAAACCACGUAUGGCCAAAACCAUCAACAUGGCAGUGUGGGGGGUGUCGCUGAUGGUCAACUUACCCAUUGUUAUCUACAGCGGUAUCAUCACAAAGCAUGAUGGGAGCUUCUGCACCAUUGUGUGGCCUGAGCCUCAGGAGGCCUACUACACGGCGUUCAUGUUCUACACCUUCAUCCUGGGCUUCUUCCUGCCCCUCAUGGUCAUCUGCCUUUGCUACUUGUUCAUCAUCAUCAAGGUGAAGUCGUCAGGUAUCCGAGUGGGCUCAUCCAAGAGGAAGCGCUCCGAGAGGAAGGUGACUCGGAUGGUGUCCAUCGUGGUGGCGGUGUUCGUCUUCUGUUGGCUGCCUUUCUACGUCUUCAACGUGACUUCGGUGACAGGCACCAUCAGCACCACACCCAUUCUGAGGAGCACCUUCGCUUUCGUGGUGGUUCUAGGAUACGCCAACAGCUGCGCCAACCCCAUACUGUACGCCUUCCUGUCAGAGAACUUCAAGAAGAGUUUCCAAAAUGUUCUCUGCCUAAAGAAGGUGGGAGGGCUGGAUGAGGCUGAGCGCAGCGACAGCCGGCAGGAUAAAUCUCGCAUCAUUAAUGACCCUACAGAGACUCAAAGUACUCUGCUGAACGGGGACCUGCAGACCAGCAUCUGAGCAGACGGAGACUGCAGCGACAGGCGUCUCACUGAAACUUAAAACAGUCACGUUUUAUCAGUCUCCACAGUCACCUCAGAGGGAGGAUGAUCAAAUAUUAAACAAUGGAUUCACUCAGACACAUGGCAUUUGUUGAAGAAGACAAAGCACCGACGGAGAUCUUAUUGAUGUGGAACUGCAUGUUCCACUGUUUGCCUCUAUUGUCCACACAUUGUUGAGUUUCCCUAGCUGUUAAUCAAAUCAUUGUAACACGAGCAGAAGUCAAAUCAAAUGUUUGCUCUGUGAUGUAAAUCAAACGAAAAUGAAAUCUGUUCUAUUUGCCUGGAGUUUAUUGACUCUGACAGAAGUAGAGCAGAUAAUAAAACCUAUUCGCAAAUGUUCCCCUGGAUUGCAUGAAAUUUCCAUGGAGACCCAAGAUUACAGGAGCUGUUCCAAGUUUCUUUUUUUUUUUUUUUACUUAUGUACUGCAUAAAAUAAUAAUAUAACUAGGUGGACAUACUGUAAGCUGUAAGUGUCACAUAUUCUGGAUAGAACUGACAUCAUUACCCUUUUUUAUUUUAGUCCUUAUCUCUUAUUCAAGUUAUUUUUUCCUCGAGUGUUUCGAUUAUAGGUAGAUUUUUCCCUUUGUGACAAUAUUUAUUUAGCUUAUCUUCGAGGCUGUAAAUAGGAAUUGUAAAUAAGUAAUGAUUUUACAUUCAUGCACGGAACAUAAUGACCAUUACAGAUAUUGAUUCCGGUGUUCUGUGAAAUGGCGGUCUAAUUUACAAUGUAUCAAAUGUAAAUGAGAGUUUCAGUGUUCGGUAGCAAAAUAUAGUCAUUUGUUACUUUUUCCGUGCAUCAUUACAGUAACAUGCAUUAUUUAUAUUGUACUGGUUUAGUCAAUGUAUGGAGCCAGUCUCUAACCAAAGUGCUGCUAUCAUGUAUAGAAAUACUGCUGUAUAGUAUUAUAUAGAGAACUAUCACUGUUUGUACCGGUCUGAGGUUUUGUUAUAAAUCCAGUAUAUGAUGUAAGAUGUGGUCAUUUUUUGAGGUUGUUACAGUAGCUAUUAUCAAACUGACCGCCAAAUUCUCACUUAAUGCAUAGAAAUGUAUAAAUAGUGAAAACCUAGCAUCAUAUUUUCUAUUACAACAGUGUAAAA
Messenger RNA from Sphaeramia orbicularis (orbiculate cardinalfish), 2621 nucleotides. Its product is annotated as somatostatin receptor type 2-like. Gene Ontology annotation, cellular component: plasma membrane; neuron projection. Gene Ontology annotation, biological process: neuropeptide signaling pathway; cellular response to glucocorticoid stimulus; cellular response to estradiol stimulus. Lineage: Eukaryota; Metazoa; Chordata; Actinopteri; Kurtiformes; Apogonidae. The transcript has 2 exons. The record is from RefSeq and is a predicted model, not a curated record. The coding region runs from base 370 to 1482 and encodes 370 amino acids. Gene Ontology annotation, molecular function: somatostatin receptor activity; neuropeptide binding.